UAUGACGUCACAACAGAGCUUUCUGCAUAACAACAAGUGCCGUCAUAAAUAGCAAAUGCUUUAAGGAGAUUUGGCGUUGACCACAAAGAAUCAAGAUGGCCCAGAAUCUUGCAAUGAAAAAGAGCAUCUUCCAGAAACUAGAUUUGGCUGACGCGAACCUCGCAUGGCAACUUGUGGGCAGUGAGGUCGUGAAAUUAUUUGCAGGCGAGCACCUCAUACCGAUUCCAAGUUUCAGCAGUAAGCGCUCGCCGUGCGCUCCGGGGUUCGUAGCGCUUCGGAAGGAACGCACAUUUAAGGAAUGGGUUUUCAGACGGCCUCAGAACUUUCUCUUGACAGAAUUUCUUUGGGAUUUCCAUCCUUCAUGGGACAACAAACAACGCAUUCUCCACUCAAGUUCGAAACAGGAAGACACAGAUGCCAACUUUGUGUACGAAAGAUCGCUAAUAAAUAAGGGCCAAAGUAAAACGAUUCGCGUAGUUCUCAAGGGCAAGGAGAAAUCCUCUCUGGAUGAAAUGCCUGGGGAAAUGACCUUAGACCUCGAAAACUUCGAGGACUCGUACUUCGAUGACCUCGACAUCUUCCUGGUGGAUACGGUGUACUCCUGCGACUCCGGCUUCCUGGAAGUGACAAUAGAUGGCGACACUUCCCAGAUAGAAUUCACAGCGAGGUUUCCAAUAGGAUUUAAGUUUCUCAAACUAGAUACUGGAUAUGGACCGUUCCCAAGAAAGGUCAGACGCAUUAAGCCAAUCAAAGCUGAGAAGUGGAAGGGGGUUUGGCUGGACCGGACUCAUUAUAAACAUGCCCUUCACCAGAUCAUGCCUAACCAGAACAAAUACGGUGGCGGUGCGGGCGAUGUGUUGGGUAUGUACAAUACUCCCUUCAACCUGAACGACUAGUACAAACGUCCUAGUGUGGAAGUGAGGAGAGAUCCGCCGGAGGAGUUCCGAACGGACAGUGUCAGAAACCCCAGUGUACAUAUAGAAUUGAAGUAUUACAUUAUAAUUAAA
Molecule: messenger RNA, 1007 nt
Organism: Mizuhopecten yessoensis (Yesso scallop)
Lineage: Eukaryota; Metazoa; Mollusca; Bivalvia; Pectinida; Pectinidae
Exons: 4
Coding region: 96-896 (266 amino acids)
Source: RefSeq, a predicted model, not a curated record